GUACUGUUAGUGUGAGCUCUCAUACUGCCCUGCAAUGUUCUGUCUUUGGAGCUGUGUGCUGCUGCUGCUGUUCCACAUCUCUACGGCAAUAGAUACCUACCCCCAUCAAUACUACCACAACGAUCUCACCACAUUUCAACAUUUACUUUGCGACCAGUGUCCACCGGGAGAAUAUGUCAAACAUGACUGCACCGUGGACCAAAAAACGCAAUGCACGCCAUGUCCAUCCCAUCAUUACACCGACACAUGGAACUCUAACCACGAAUGCCAGUUUUGCAGUGCCGUGUGCAAAGAACUUCAGUACGUAAAGCAAGAAUGCAACGGAACUCACAACCGGGUCUGUGAGUGUAUGAAAGGACAUUAUUUGUACUUAGAAUUCUGCGAUUCUCAUACACAAUGUCCUCCUGGUUUUGGUGUGGCGCAGUUAGGGACACCAGACAGUGACACAGUUUGUAAAAAAUGCCCAAAGGGAACAUUUUCUGAUGUGACUUCAGCAAGUGCCCCGUGCCAAAAACACAGGGACUGUGAAAAGUUGGGUCUUAAAACUAAAAAUAAAGGCAAUUCGGAAAGUGAUGUACAAUGUGAGGAGAACACGCCAGAAUCCACACCUAACUGUGAAUUAGAUGUGACGCUUUGUGAAGAAGCGUUAUUUCGGUUCUCUGUUAAUGUCCCAAAUUGGCUAACUAUUCUCGCACAGGGGUUACCUGGUGCUAAGGUGAUGGCUCAACAGUUAUCAAGGAUUAAACAAAGUUACAAUCCCGAAGAUCAGCCCUUUUAUCUCUUUAAAUUAUGGAAGGAACAGAACAAAGCACAGUAUCCCCUAUUUCACUUCAUUCAAGGCAUCGAAGUUUGCGAAAAGGGAGUCUUAAAACAUGUCAGAAACUUAAAUUUGACGGUCACAGACCUAACAGAUUUAAUGCGAAGCUUACAUGGAAAGAAGAUUGAAAAAGAUGACAUAGAAAAUACCGUAAAGACAUGUGACCCACCAAAACAAAUACUUAAGCUUCUAAAUCUUUUCAGAAAUAAAAAUGAAGGAAAUACUUUAAAAAUUCUAAAUCUACUAAAAACACGCCAGCUUAAGAAACCGUUGCGUCGACGGAUGAAAAAAUUGAAGCUGUUUCUGAACAGUGACUCCAUGUACAGAAUGCAUCAAAAAUUUGUAGAAAAUAUUGUUAAUCAGGCACAGCCAGAUAAGCUGAACUCUUCAUAAAGAAUCCCAGAUAACCAUUUGUAUUUUCAUAAAAGCCCUACGAAUGAAAGAGUUACAUUUGCACUCCAACCUAUCACUCAAAGAAUUAAACAUGUCAUUCUGUUUUAGCAGUGUUUAUAACUGGAAUUUUUCUCUGGUAUCUAUAAGCUUGUUAUUUAUGACUAUAUUGCAUAGUAUUUUUUUUUACAUGUAAGGGUACAUUCAUUAUACAGUGAAUAGUGUUAUAUUAAAGACUGAACUGCAACAUUUGGGGAAAUAUUGACAAGUUAAAGUAUCAAACUCAAAAUUGUUGCUUGUUAGAUAUAUUGGCCUC
Pelobates fuscus (common spadefoot toad) is the source of this 1523-nucleotide messenger RNA. RefSeq names its product TNF receptor superfamily member 11b (gene TNFRSF11B). Gene Ontology annotation, molecular function: protein binding. The record is from RefSeq and is a predicted model, not a curated record. Lineage: Eukaryota; Metazoa; Chordata; Amphibia; Anura; Pelobatidae. Bases 35 to 1210 code for a protein of 391 amino acids. The transcript has 5 exons.